Molecule: messenger RNA, 1367 nt
Organism: Suillus paluster
Lineage: Eukaryota; Fungi; Basidiomycota; Agaricomycetes; Boletales; Suillaceae
Exons: 8
Coding region: 10-1293 (427 amino acids)
Source: RefSeq, a predicted model, not a curated record
AUUGAUCCAAUGGAGGAUCAACUCAAGGAGCUCAUCCCCUUCUUAAGGGAUAAAAAUCCACAGGUCCGACAAAUAGCCCUGUCAAAUCUGCUUGGACAAACACCAGAAGGAUCUCCACAUAGAAACAUAUUUUUCCGUGGCCUCGGAGGAGGCUUGCAGAAACCUAAGGAAACGGAUAUCGUCCGUGAUCUGAAGCUUUUAUGCAGGGAUCAACUCGCCGUUGCGCACGAUGCUUUUCGUGCAUUGGUCAAUCUCUCCGAUUCGCCACUACUAGUACCAUUUCUGUCAGAACCAGCAUUUCUCACUUUCUUGGUGUCAUACAUCUUGAAUGCAGACUCGAUUCUAGCAGAUUUGGCAUCCAUGCUGCUUUCCAAUCUAACCGCUUCAUCCUCACCAUGUGCGGCCCUUUUGGCCUUGAAAGUACCUAUUAUCUCGACACCGUCUUCAUCGUCCCCCUUUUUUCCAACACAGUCCCGCUCUGGAACUUGUUCUGCGCCAGUACCUUAUCCAUCAGGAGAACCGCAGGAUAUCCUCGCCUUACCGCUCCUUAUCGAUACAUUCGUACAUGGCGCAUCAAUAGAUCCCUCUGGGGAUCUAUCUUCCCGAAAGCGAAAAGGAGAGCUGCACUUUCUCGCCAGUGUCUUUGCCAAUAUCAGCACGUCUCCAGCUGGUCGCACUUUCUUCGUCACUCCGCAACAGAUAGACCCGUUGAACCCAAAGAGUACCAACGAGUACCCUCUCGCCAAAAUAGUCGCUUUCACCGAACACAAAGACACAAUACGGCGUGGUGGAGUUGCCUCGACUUUAAAGAACUGUGCUUUCCAUGCACAAGCUCACCGAGCAAUACUAUCUCCUGACACAGAAGCUAUCAUCGUUCCUCCAUCGACGGUAUCUGCCCCGGGUAUCGAUGCACUGCCUUCCAUUUUGCUACCAUUAGCGGGCCCAGAGGAACUUGAUCUAGACGAUCAAGAAAAAUUACCAUCUGCACUUCAGCUCCUUCCACCCACGAAGAAGCGGGAAGCAGAUUCUGCCUUGCGUUUGAUGCAUGUUGAAACACUGCUUCUUCUAUGUACUACACGAUGGGGCCGAGACUACCUGAGGGACAACGGGGUGUAUGAGAUUGUCAGAGGAGCACACAUGGAGGAAACCGUCGAAAAGGUGUCUGAGUAUAUCGAGCGCCUCGUCCAGCUUCUGAAGGGCGAUGAAGGUGUAGAAACAACCGAUGGGUCUGACGUGGCACGUGUUGGAGGUCAAGAUGAUGAUGAUGAUGAUAACAGAAUCGAAGAAGUAUAGUUAUGAAAUUAAUUCACUGAUUGAGAUUGUGUCAUAAUUAUAUCAUCAAUAUCUGCGCGAGCUUUAGGAGGUUU